GUCUGAUCGCGCAGGUAACGCGUAGGAGUGCGAACCAAGUCCGAAAAGCUGAGUGAAUCCGGAGAAGAGGGUAUCCAAAGGACUCGACGAAAAAUAUGGAGUCCAUGAGGCGAUAUCUCGUUUUAAUUUCGGUGGGAAUAUUAUGGAGCUGCGUACUAGGUCUCCAACGACCACCACCGAGAUACUCUCAGCAAUACAUGCCGGAAACCUCGUUCUCCUGUCGCAAUAAGAUUGUUGGUAGCUAUUAUGCGGACCCUGAGACCGACUGCCAAGUCUUCCAUGUUUGUGUCUCUGUGGCUGGUACUAUUCAGGAUUACAAGUUCCUUUGUCCCAACGAUACUGCCUUCGAUCAAGAGAGUCAAACUUGUGCCGAUUGGUAUGACGUGGAUUGCGAAGCCGCGACUCUCUACUAUGCCAGCGAUAACUUUGACUUGUAUAGAAUUGGUUCCGGUCUGGAAUCCGUGCAUUACGACAGCUUACGCAGUGACGCCGAGCCUCAAGAUCAUCUUCAGCGCAGCGAAAGCAACGACGCGGUUCGAUCCUCCGCGAACGCUGUGAAUCGAGUAUCUUCGUCCAACUACAACAAUCGCGAGGUACUGCGAGGUAGCAGUAGCGGCAAUUUGUAUAACAGAAACAAUAAGGAAGACGAAUAUGAAGAUAAAUCGUAUAAGGAGGAACAAGACAACAAAAAGAAAGGCGGCAUUCGAAAGGUCAGUAGAAAGCAACCGUACACUGGUAAUGGUAGUAGCAACUAUUCACCAACGUCGACGUCGGCACCAGCCGUGCCUAGUCAGAACACCUACAACGGCAAUUAUUAUAACAGCAAUGCGUAUAAUCAACGAUCUACGACAUACGCUCCGUCAACGACCGUCCGAUCUCAAGAGAACUACAACAAGAAUCAGAACACGCAAAGAUAUAGCGUACCGUCGUCCACAUAUCGACCUAGCACGACAUACCAGGAUACAUAUAACAACUAUGAAUCACCCAGCACGACUGCCAGAACAACUUCGAACAACGCCUACAACACGAACUUCUACAACGUCUACAAUUCAAACUACAAUCAACAGAAUGCUGGUAAUUCCGGUCAACAGAAUACUGGCAGUUCCGUUCAAGCCACAACUUUGAAACCGAGCAACUACAAUCCGAAAACCAGCUACCAGACUUAUCAAUUCGCACAGUCCACCACUGUUCAACCGAGUACUAUAAAUUAUCAGACAAGCGAUUACACUAAUUAUCAACAAAGAAACUACAACAACAUUCAACGAGGAAGCAGCGCAUCAGUUGCGUACCAAUCCACCACACCCGCACCUACCGCUUAUAAUCAUAAUUACAACAAUAAUAAUAAUAAUGUUCAGUACAGACCAGCCACAUCCACUAGUCAGGACGUUCCUCAAACUACUGCCAAAUAUUACGCCAACAAUUUCGCAAGCAACAGUUAUGCACCCACAACUUAUAGCCCAGCAACGAAAAAAUACGUAAACGUGGACAAUACUGUCGCACAGACUGCUUUGAGGAACAAUGAAAACAGCCAAUAUUAUGAUAAAACGAGUCAAGCGAGUAAGCCUUCCACUCAAUAUUACGAUAGCACGAAAACGCCUAAGAAGGCAACUCAAUAUAAUAAUAAUUAUGAUAACGCGAGCAGCGGCAAGUCAUAUUAUAUCGAAACAAGCACGGGUAGCUUCAACCUUGCAAGAUCUUCCGUGGGAAUUGGUUUCAGUCCCGCAAGUAUCAAUCAUCUCGCCGAGUCGCCGAAAACCACGCCGGUACCAAGACGGCUUUCUAGCGCUACCACUUAUAACCCAAACAACUUCAAUUCUAACGCUCAGAGGACCGUUCAAUCGACAACGACGCCACGUGGAAUUACUUACGUUAGCGGAUCCGCGAGACCGUUCACGUCAACGACUAGAUUACCUAGCAGCAGUAGUAGCAACAGUGCCAGCAGUACGACAGCACGACCAAAAUCGGGCAAAAAGAACGAUUAUGAUUAUGCGUAUUAUGAUAGUACGGGUGGCCUGGAAUAUGACGGAGUCGACCUCGAGCAUGUCACGAGCAAUAAAGAAUCCACGAAAAUCGCGAGAAAUUAAAAUAAUCUCGACUCGUUAUAUAUUGCAUCAAAUCUCUUGAACCUCGAUGCCAGUGAUGUAAAAUUGAAGAGUGUAUACCCUGAUAGUAAAGCCUGCGAAAACAGAUUUUAAGCAUAGCCUGCUAUCAAUUUUUUAUUGCAGAAAGGCAAUAAAUUGUAUUCAGAAUUUGUAUUAUCUGACAUUGCCAGCAAAUUACAGUCAGAAAUAUGACAAAGCUUGCUAAACAUGCUUUGCCAGCAGAUUGGUAGUAGAAACUAAACAAAGUCCUGCACAUCCUGACGCAGAUUGAACAGAUUGAAAGCAAAACCUAAUCGAGCAAACUCUACUUGAUUUCUGCUACCAAUCUAUUGGUUUAGCUCUUUGUCGACAAAUCCACAGCCAAAUGCAGACACAUGGUGGACGGAUGGCUAUGGUUUUGUAGUUAAUAUCUGAUCAAGUUUGUUGUCAAUUUACUGUCUAUCGAGUUUGUUGCUUAAAUUGUUAACAUUUUGCUAUCAGAGUAAAUAUUUCCCUACCUCUGUAAUUUCAGAUACAGGUAUAUUUUUUAAAUACUGUAUACUUAUAUCUGAAUAUAUUUUUUGCAAUGAAACAAAUGUAUUCGUAGAAGGGGUUCAUUAUUUUUGUACUUACUCUAAAUUAAAAAAAAAUACAUUUGAUAAUAUUUCAAAUCAGCUCUUCAAUGACAAUACAAUAUUCAAUAGUACAAUAUAACCAAACAGAAUUAUACUAUUAAUAGCUGAAGCUAUUAAUUAGCUGAAAUUAAAUGUACUUUUAAAAGUAUCUAUAGUUAGAUACCGAAAAUAAAAGUACCUUUUACAUCACUGAUCGAUAGGAGGAAUUUCUUGUUUAUAUUAUUGUUUAUUAGUGGCCAGUCAUCAUCAAAAUCGGUUUUCGAUUAAACAUACUCGCGCAAAGAGAUACGAAGAGGAAAGCGAUAUAAGUAUUGAAUACCGAUUUUGAGAGAUAAAAAAAGAAAUCGAUCGAUAUUGUUCAUUUAAAUGCAUAUAUGUUUAAUCGAGAUUUGACGGCUUGUCGGCCGUUAUUAACAAUAUAAUUUGUAGUUCAGUAUUCUAGAUUAAUUGUUUAUAUAUAUUUUACGAUGCUUAAUCCGCGCAGCAUUGAGUGUCGAUAUAUCGAUAUUACAUUAAGAAAUUCUAGAGAAAAGCAAAGAUUAUUUCGAAUUGUUUUGCCGACAUUAAUCUUAUCCUUUUUAUUUUGUUGCGUAAAAAAACCGUUGAGAUAAUCGAUUAUUAAUAACGCUUAUUGUAUAUUGAUUUGAUUGUCGAAACGUUAAAUUUCUCACAUAUUUUGUGCAUGCAUAUCGAUAAAAGCCUGCAUAAAAUGUGUUCAGAAUAAAGAUUGUUUAAUUGCGCCUCCCCUGAAAUAUACGUACUGAGUGUGUAUAUACACUAUAACUAUUUUAAUUAAGAAAAGCAUUAAACAG
Messenger RNA from Atta colombica, 3528 nucleotides. Its product is annotated as probable serine/threonine-protein kinase clkA. The record is from RefSeq and is a predicted model, not a curated record. NCBI's taxonomy places the organism in Eukaryota, Metazoa, Arthropoda, Insecta, Hymenoptera, Formicidae. The transcript has 4 exons. Gene Ontology annotation, cellular component: extracellular region. Gene Ontology annotation, molecular function: chitin binding. The coding region runs from base 96 to 2084 and encodes 662 amino acids.